Molecule: messenger RNA, 1254 nt
Organism: Penicillium longicatenatum
Lineage: Eukaryota; Fungi; Ascomycota; Eurotiomycetes; Eurotiales; Aspergillaceae
Gene: gliM
Product: O-methyltransferase gliM
Exons: 2
Coding region: 1-1254 (417 amino acids)
Molecular function (GO): O-methyltransferase activity
Source: RefSeq, a predicted model, not a curated record
AUGGAAGAGACUUUGUCGUUGUUGAAUACGCACUUGGAGAAGACAGUAGAGCUUCUUAAAAGCGCCAAAAUCCGUCAACAGCUGCAUGAAUCACUCCACAAUCAUGAGCCAGGAGUUCUGCCCAAUGCCAGUAGUGUAGCACUGGCCAAUCAGUCAAUUGACCUUCUUCAUGAAGUGGAGCAGUUGCUCGAACCGGGCCACCUGAUUCUCGCAGACCACUUCCUCGGGUGGAUGACAGGCUACGUUCAUGCGAAAUGUCUACUCGGCGCAGUGAAUCUCGACAUAGCAGACAAACUAGAGGCCAACGGACCCAUGACCAUCGAAGACCUCGCCAAAGCUUGCGGUGCUCGUGCAGACCGUCUUGAACAAGUUCUGCGCGUCUUGUGUUGCAAUGGCAUAUUCAGCUACGAGGAAUUAACCGGUCGCUUCAGCAAUAAUCAUACCUCGACGUUGCUGUUGUCCAAUCACUGGACACAGUGGCGAAACUGGGUCACUCUCUACGGAAAUCAAUUCUACGAUAUGGCACGCGGCAUUCCGGAUUCUCUAAAAGAAGGAGAAAAUCGCUGGCCCGCUCAGAUAAACUUCAACACCGAUGAGAACAUGUUCACCUACUUCCAGAGACAGGGCUGGCUACCACAGCUGCACCGAACCCUUGGCGCUGGCGCUUCUGCUCAAGCACCGGGAAUUUUGGCAGACUAUCCGUGGGAUGAAGUUGCGAAUGAGACAGUGAUCGACAUCGGCGGUGGUGGGGGUGCGCUGGUGGCACUUCUGCUUCGGGAACACCAACAAAUGAUCGGGGGUGUAUAUGAUCUUCCUGCAGUGAUCGAACAUAUCAAGCCCGCCUUUCAUUCUCCAGAAGGGGAGUUCUGCGACCUGGGACCACGUGUCCCAGCGGCAAACCUCAUCGCAGGGGACUUCUUUUCGUACAUCCCCCCGUGUAAGGUGUACACGCUCAAGUGGUGUCUGCAUGAUUGGAAAGACGAUGAGGCGGUGAAAAUUCUUGAAAACAUUCGGAACGCGAUUAUACUAGGGCCAGAGAGUCGGCUAGUGGUUCUUGAAUCCAUAUUGGGCUAUACGCGUAGCUCGCGGCUUUCCCGGUAUGCUGAUAUGAAUAUGAUGAUCACAGCCAACGGCUUAGAGCGAACAAUGGCGGACUGGCAGAGGCUUGCCAAGCGGACCGGGUGGGAAAUUUCUAAUAUUUAUCAUCUGAGAAAUGCGUGGCCAUGCGCGAUUGAUAUGAGACCAUUGGUCUGA